Pimephales promelas (fathead minnow) is the source of this 776-nucleotide messenger RNA. RefSeq names its product centrosomal protein 15 (gene cep15). The record is from RefSeq and is a predicted model, not a curated record. Lineage: Eukaryota; Metazoa; Chordata; Actinopteri; Cypriniformes; Leuciscidae.
GCCAGGCUUCGUGAUAGUAACACAGGGGCCAGUUGUGACAACGUGAUGGUUGUGACGGCAUUAAUUAGCGACGUUUCUUUUAGAUAAAGUUUUAGUCAGAUGACAGAAUUUGGGUUUCUUUUUUAUGUCGUUGAAACUAACGUUACAUUAAUGGCCUCUUAUACACACGAAGAGUUAGAACUUAGCCAGAAACAUGAAGAUAUACUGGGAAAAAGAGCAUUACUGCUGCAACAGAUGGAAGCGCGUAGUGAACAGCAGAAGGCCAAGAAGAAACAACAGUGUCUGAUGUCUCAAGCAGCGAAGGAGAGGAAUGCUCAGAUCCUUAAGGAUUUACAGAAUGCCGAAACAAAUCUUCAAACCAGACAGCUCCUUCAUCCGGAUAUUGUCAACCUUGAGACCUGUUAUUGGGCCUCAGUUGAAAGGAAACUGCCAGAAUGGGAGCAGUAUUUGCUUGGGAAAGGACAGCCGCCAGUGAGUGAGACUGAGAGAUUGCUUAGGCAACAGAGACUGAAAACUAGGCAACGAGAUGCCUCACCUGCACAACGCAGGGGUAAACCCCCUCGACCCAAACCUAAAUCAGCUGUCUGAAUGAUGUGUGAAGCUUGUCGAAAUAAAUGAUCACACGCAAGUAACAGUCGCGUGACCAGACUAUUCUCCGCUUGCGUCGACCAAAAACUUUGACUUUUCGCAACUUUUUGGAAAUAAGGUCCCAUGGUGGUCGACUGGAAGGGGAGGGACUUAGGCUCUCUAUAUGCUGAUUAGCUGCUCAGAAAACA